CAACAACCAAUAGUAAUGCGGCUUUAGAAAGGACACUCGAAGAAGAUACGCUCAUUAGGGGAUCUUCUGUGUUUUAGAUGAUGGAUCCCAGACACAAGCAAUUGCUGAGGAGGCUGCGACUCCAGUUGUGUACCGAGGGCCUAGCUGAUGGACUUGCUCCUCAGUACCUGUUCCAAGAAGGGGUUAUUACAGAGGAGCAACUAGAGGACAUCUGCUCUCAGACUACCAGCCAGAGGAGGACCAUGAAGCUCCUUGAUAUCCUCCCCACACGUGGUCCAAAAGCUUUUAAUAUUUUCUUGGACUCCUUGACAGAGUUUCCAUGGGUGCGUGAAACCCUUGAUAGGGAAUGCAAGAUUGUAGAUCUUCCUCCAAAAAGCAAUGUAGAGCUCACAGCAAAAGUCCUCAACAGCUCUCCCACUGAUAAGCAGCUCAAUCGCUUGGCUGUAAAAUUAGGAUCAGAGUGGGAGCAGAUACUAAUGCAUCUGGGACUCAACUAUGACCAACUGUAUAGGUGCAAAACUCACCAUCCCUACAGUGUAAGCUCACAAGUGUUGGAAGGACUAAUUAUGUGGAGACGGCAGAUGGGUAGUAAAGCCACUAUAAAGUGCCUGUCAGAUGCUCUGAAAGCAGCUGAGGUUGACACCUCAAUAUUACUUGACAUUUUGCAAUGAUAUUAAAGGGAACCCUCCAGGGAGCUUUAUAGACCAGUAAUGCAUAAUUAAUUGUGAAUAACAUAUAAUGGAUUAGCGGAUCAAAGCAAUUUCAAGCAGUGUCCUAAUGACAUUUUUUUUUAAUUGAGUCAAUGAUGACUUAACCAAGAGUACAGAAGACCGAUGAAGUGCUGUACUUCUAUGUCAUUUGGCACAUAUUUUGUCCAUGUAGCUUGGUUAUAACUUGUUUAUUAUUUAGGUGUUAACUGAGGAGGCACAUUCAUAAUAACAAAACAUUAAAUUAGACUUCUAGUUUUGAACUACUUAUUUCUGUAAACAUGAGUAUAUUAUAUUACUUUUUUUUUUGUCUUUUGGAAGAGUGAGUUAAUGUUACAUAAUAUGACAUCUUAAAAUAUGUGAUCUCAACAUUUAGAACAAAGUGAAUAAUAUUAAUUUUUGUCUUUCACUUUAUAGAAAUUAUAUUAUACAUUCUGUAAUAGUGGCUUUUUAUCAUUUAAGGGAUUUUCUGUAAAUUAAAGCUAUUAUCUGUAGGUUUCCUGUUUUUUUCUGAAGGAAUCUGAUUGGUAUAGGUAACAUAGAACAAAACAAAGAAACUGUCUUUUGAAACACUUUUCCAGAUGUUAUAGUGUAGUCAUUUUGGUGCCACAUACUUCAGGUGUAAAAAAUAGGAGUAUUGUGUUUCUGUACUGACAAUUUAUUACCAGAUCCACAGUUUGAAAAAGAAUAUUAAGCUUUUUGAAUUUAUUUGCUGUGUUGAAGAAUUCCAAUAAUUUAUUACAAAUUUCAUACAGGCUUAGAAGCUUAGAUGGACAUUAAAUGAUUCUUCAGUGCUCACUUUCUGUACAGGUUAAAUAAGUUAAUAACAAAAUGCAUUUUGUUAUACAAUGUAAUGUCUAUUUAACUAAAAACACUUUCCUGUUCCAACACAUAUUGGGCCCCAGGUUAUCAAAUGCUGGGCAGACAAGUUUCGCUCCAGGGAACCUGUCCGCAUGGCAUUGAGGUGAGCCGGCGAGCAGCAUUGCACUAGUGUCUCAUUGUACCAAAGGCGAUCAAAAGCUGUGUUAAUUGGAGCCCAUUGUAUUGUUUGGAGAAGUACAUGAUCAUAUAAAGUGCCUUUGAUGGCCAAACUGUGGUCCCCAGAUCAGAUUUAACAGUGUGAGGUACAUUGCAGCUGAUGGUACUAAACCCAUAUUGCUUCUGAAAGCUUGUACCAUCUUUAGUAUUUUCUACAUAACCCCAAUUUAAAAAUUAAAGUUUAAUUGUUCAGAUAGAGUAGUCAAUUUUAGGAGACUUUAAACAAAAUUAAAUUCACUAUGAUCAAAUUUACCUCAUUUAUUUGGUAUUCAAUGUGUUAUUGGGACUUAGCUGGUGAUUGCCUCUUUUUAUUGUCUCACCAUAUGUGUUCAGCUAGCUCCCAGUAGUGCAUUAUUUCUCUGAGACUGACUUUAUGGCAACAGUUACACUCUAUCAAAGUGAUCACAAUAGCUGCUUUUCUGCUCUUUCCUGCAGCCUCAAUCAUGUUUUCAGAUCCUCACUAAAGGGGCAGAAAAGUUCUUGUAAUCACAAUCCAUUUUCAACAACGUCAGAUUCAACACCUCAAGGCAUUUGAGAAAGUAUCAAAAUGGCAUUUUGGGCAUAUUUGCAACUAUCCCUACACUACACGGAAACCGUCUAUUAUAGUGCACUUGUGGAAAAAAAACGCUAAAAUGACCAAAGGAGACAUGUUAAAGGUGUAUUAACAUACAUGGUGUCAGUUAAAGGGAUAUGAAACCCAAAAAGUUUGUUUUGUGAUUCAGACAGAGCAUAACAUUUAACAAAAGUUUCUAAUUUACUUCUAUUAUCAAAUUUGCUUUGUUCCCUUAAUAUUUGGUGUUAAAGAGAUACCUAGGUAGGCAUCUUGAGCACUACAUGGCAGGAAAUAGUGCUGCCGCCUAGUGCUCUUGCAAAACGGCUGCCAUAUAGUGCUCCAGAAAUGGGCUGGCUCCUAAGCUUUACGUCCCUGCUUUUCAAGAAAAGAUACAAAGAGAAUGAAGAAAAAUUGAUAAUAGAAGUAAAUUAGAAAGUUGCAUGCUCUGUUUAAAUCAUGAAAGAAAACAUUUGGGUUUCAUAUUCCUUUAAAGCUUUAUUCAUCGCUAUUGUAUAGGCUGUAUACAGUGGAUGGUGCACACAUUUACAUCUAUAUAGGUUUAUAUACGUAUGAGUACGUUAUAUCCUGUAAAACUAUCUGCAGGAAUAGUCACAUCAGUACCCCAAUAUCUACAAAUGGCUUACUCUGUCUUUUUAUUCAUUUUUAAUGUUUGAUUCUAGGUCACACUCGCAUUGUCGUGUUAGUAACUAACAGUACAGAUGUCUUCACAAACAAGCAUUAAAACUGGAUUAAAAGGACAUGAAACAGUUUUUUAUUUCAUUAUUAAGAUAGGGAAUAAAAAUGUAAACAAUAUUCCAAUUUACUUCUAUUAUUUAAUUUGCUUCAGUCUUCAAAUAUUCUUUAUUGAAGAAAUAGCAAUGCACAUGGAUGAGCCAAUCAACCAAGGCAUCUUUUUUUGCAGCCACCAAUCAGCAGUUACUGAGCCUAUUCAGAUAUACUUUUCAACAAAGCAUAUCAAGAGAAUGAAGCAAAUUUGAAAAUUAUAAGUCAAAUAGAAAGUUGUUUAAAAUUGCAUGCUCUUACUAAAUCAUGAAAGAAAAAAAAAAUUGGGUUUCGUGUCCCUUUAAGCCAUCCAUCUGGAAAAUCAGAUUUUCUUUGUAAUUUUAAAUGAAUGUAAUAAUUUAUAUUGUUAGAUUUUUCAUACAUACUAUUUUUUCUGCAUAAAUUGCAAGAUGUUGAAUAGUGACAAAAAUAAUUGUUCUCUUUUCUGAUUUUUUAUUGAAUCAUAUCUGUAUAAAAUCAUACAUUGUGUUGUUUUGGGAAGGUGAAUUGAUGCGUAAUGUGGGAAAAUAAAAUGUGUGCUUGAAAUAUUUAGGAAAUAA
This is a messenger RNA of Bombina bombina (fire-bellied toad), 3641 nucleotides long. RefSeq names its product death domain-containing protein CRADD. Gene Ontology annotation, molecular function: death domain binding; protease binding. NCBI's taxonomy places the organism in Eukaryota, Metazoa, Chordata, Amphibia, Anura, Bombinatoridae. Gene Ontology annotation, biological process: regulation of apoptotic process; signal transduction. The record is from RefSeq and is a predicted model, not a curated record. The transcript has 2 exons. The coding region runs from base 78 to 671 and encodes 197 amino acids.